Messenger RNA from Fonticula alba, 4700 nucleotides. RefSeq lists its product as hypothetical. Gene Ontology annotation, biological process: regulation of transcription by RNA polymerase II; regulation of cell cycle; DNA-templated transcription. The transcript is spliced from 9 exons. The record is from RefSeq and is a predicted model, not a curated record. Gene Ontology annotation, molecular function: DNA binding. Gene Ontology annotation, cellular component: nucleoplasm; transcription repressor complex. The coding region runs from base 1 to 4431 and encodes 1476 amino acids. NCBI's taxonomy places the organism in Eukaryota, Rotosphaerida, Fonticulaceae.
AUGACCUCAGCCGCCGCGCAGUCAAGCGAGCCGGAGCCGCGCCCGGCCAUGGCCUCAAUUCCCUCGGAUUCCACCUCGCUGCCGUUGGCUGCAAGUCGUCCUCCGUUGCCUCCGUCGGCCGCCUCAUCGAAGGGAGCCGGAUCGGUGGGCGCUUCGCCGGCGGUCUUCCCCAACGGCGAGUCACUAUCCGGCGGCGGGCCUGGGGCGCGCGCAAACAAGGAGCUAUUUGUCGCCUCGACACCCAGCCGGACGCCACGCAGCGACCGGUCCUCCGCCGGGCCGAUCUUGCCCGGGACUCCGGGCAGCAGCGGCGGUAGCAGCAACACCGGUGGCGGCACAUACCCAGGGGGACAGCCCCCGGGCGGUGUCUUCCGCGAUUGCCUUCCCUCCACGUUCGGGCUGUUUACCUCCACCGAGCCGGCCCCCCUGGAGCCCGGAUCGCAGCCGCCCCACCUCGCCCUGGCCCAUGUUCUCGGCCUGUCGAAACGCAUUCGCAAGCCCUUGUCCCGGCCGGCGGUCCGGCGCUGGGCCCGGUGCGAGUAUUUCUACUCGCCGGUCGACUCGGUCAUCUUCCAAGAUGGCUUGAACUCCAAUCGCGAGGCCAUCUCCUCGACCAUCGCCGACCAGCUGGCCUCGCAUGGGGUGUUCGAUGUAUCCAAACUGUCACCCGGACAGUGGCACACCCUCAAGCGCCGGUACCUGCGGCCGGCACGGCGCUUCUCCGACGCCUUCUUGCGCGAGGAGCUGACUCGGAUCGGCCGCCUCCGGACCGCCAUCUAUGGCAUCCAGUCUUCACAUGGCCUGGUCCCGGAUGACAUCGAUCCCGAGGUGGAUGUCCCGCUUCAAGUCCCGGCGCAUCUGGUCGUUGGGACCAUUGUCAAAGUUCGCAUCUAUGAGUCCAUGUCGCCGGCUUGGCUGGCACAGCUGGCCAGCCAGGCGGGCGGCUUCCUCCUUGGCCGGGUGGUGGCGGUCGAUGUGGCGGCCGGUCGUUAUUUGGUGCACUUCGUUGAUCGCGCCGAUGCCCUCUACUCGCCGCCACCAUUGGCUGGCGCUUCGCAAGGCGGCGCCAUCCUGUCGGUGGCCGAGCAGGACAUCCUCCCUCUUCGGCCAUCGGAAAUGUUGGCCGUGUCUGUGGCCAUUGACUCGGCGACCACGGCCACCGCGGCGGCGGUGGCCGCCGCCGCCGCCGCCGCCGCAACGGCCACCCCCGGUAGCACCGAUGCGGGUGGCUUGCUUGUUGGGGGUGUGCCAACCGGGCUGCUGGGCCCCGGGACUGGGCUUCCGGCCGUGCCGCCGUCACCCCUGGCCGCCACUCCAACCGCCUCGCGGACAUUCUCCUUCAGUCUCGGGGCCGAGUCGCCGGCUGCCGGGGCGGAUCUCGUGACGCGACUCACAAGUACCCCCUCCUCCGGGACAUCAUUGCGUGCCACCACCCCGAGCGCCACCGGUGCCGGGGCUCCUCCAUCGCCCUUUGCAUAUGGCCUGCGGACGCCCUCGCGCAGUGGCACCGCCCCGGCCCUGGCGGCCGCCGUGACAACCCCCCACCGGGCUUCCUUGUCGGCGUCGGCACUGACCGCGGCCGCGGCCGCGUCGCUGACAUCGCCGCGUGGCUCGCGCGAGCCGCCCACCCCGCUUGUGCCCCUCUCGCCAGCUCGGCCGGCGACGACGCACAAAUUCCAUGCCGUGCGUAGCUUGCUGAACUUGGAACGCCAGCUGCAGGUCAAGCGCGUGCUGCUGGAUCACCUGGCCGAAAUCAAUCACCAUGCGGCGGCCCGGCUGCGCAAGGCCCGUGCGGAUGCCGGGCCCGGCGGCGCGUCCACAGCCAUGGCACCAGCCGCCCCGCCGCAUGAGUGGAGUCCCGACUUCCGGAUGUACUAUGCGCGCAUUCUGGCCGCCCUGGCCUCCCUGGACUCGUCCAUCAGUGCGGCUGCCCUGCAGGUGUCCAAUCACCUCUGGCUGAUGGACCGCCAGCGUGGGGUCAGCGCGGCGGCCGCGGCAUUGAUGCCACGCUCGGUUGACACGACAUCCGACGCGGAGUUCGGGGAGCUCGGUGGCUUUGAGGACUUGGAUCCGGAGGCCGUUCGUGCGUCGGAUCAGGCUCUCUUCAAGUUCAGCCAGCUGGCCGCCAGCACCCGGGCAGCCGCCAUUUAUCGGGACCUGUGUGUGGCGCAUACGUUCCGCUCGUCGGCCCUCCUGCGCCAAGCCAUCGACACCUUGGGCCAAAUCCUGGGCCCAGGGGCAUUGGACCAGGCCCCGGCCGCGUCGAUUGCCCCAGGCACUCCGGCCAGCCGGCAUCCUGCGGGAUCCCACCGGGGCCGCGAUGUCGCCAGCCCCCAGACUGGCUCUGGCUCAUCAUCAUCAUCAUCAUCAUCGACGGGCAUGGCCAUGGUCGGAAGUCCCUUCACACUGUCGCCGGGGUCGCCGGACAUCGACCUGUCCAAUCCACUGUCGCUUCUGGCCCGGGCCGCCAUUCAGUCCCCGCCACAGCCAUCGCUCGGUGUGGCCCCGGACACGGGGUCACCAGCAUCUCCGGCCGGCCAAGUCCUCGCCGCCAGCAACCGGGACCCGACACAGGCCUUGCGAUUUGUCCGCCUGGCCAUUGAGUUCCUGCUGUCCAUGCGGGCGGUGGCCGGUGCCCCUGCCCCGAGCAUCCCCUUGUCGGCUCCGUCAUCCACGCGCGAGGCGGCCCUGGCCAAUGCCAAAAGUGCGUCCCUCUUCUCGGUGCUAGAUGUGGCGGCUCGCGAAACCGGUCGCCUCAUGGUGGCCAAUCAGGCCGCAGCGGCAUGCCCACCGACACCGGUCGGCGGGGUGGCGCCGCCGGUGGCAAGUACCGCCGGCGACCGGAUAGCCGGCCUGUUGGCCGGGCCGCCGGGGUCCCUGACCGCCGCCGCGGUGCAGCCGGUCCCCGAGGACUCGAUGUCCGACGUCGGCAUCUUGGACCUAGAUGCGACGAGCCUCGGCGCGACGGCUGCCUUCCAGGCCAGUGUCCUGUCCCUGGUGCAGGUGUACUCGGCCAUCGCCGGGCAGGCAUCGGCUCGGGAGGGCCCCUCGGCCGGCACGCCGGGCGAACUGGCUUCCGGUGGCGACCCCAUCGGUGGCAUGGAGUCCGGCCCGACACCCGAGCAGAUGCACCACGCUUUGCAGGCUUUCAGCUCGGCGGUCCAGCGGACGGCCCAAACGUUGGGGAUUUCCCUGGCGACGGUGGACUCGAAGUCCGGCCCACCGGGUCUUGGGCAGCUCCUGCCCGACGCCACGACCUUGCUUCCGGGCUUCCCGGCGCGGCCGAGCCUGGAGGUGGUUGCCGCCGCCGGGGGAGGUGACAUUUUCGACCUGCUCGAGCCAUCCAUCGAGUGUCCGGUGGUCGUCGUGCGCGAUGUGGAUCUGCUCACCGGGCGCGGAGAUGGACAUGCCGCGCCUCCCAUCGUGGGCACUUGCACGACACCGGUCGCCGGCGAUGGGGGGACAGCCUCCCGCCGGGAGGGCCUGCCGACACAGAGCCCGCUCUUUCGCUGUGGCGACCAGGAUGGCGGCGGCGGCGGCGGCGGCGGCGGCGGCGGCGGCGGCGGCGGCGGCGGCGGCGGCGGCGGUGGCGGUGGCGGCAUCCUCAGCGCCAGCACCAGCACUCCCAACGCUGGAGACGCUGCUGGCGGCGGUGGCGUAGACCCUGGCACCGGGCCCGGGUCCAGGCCUGGGGUUGAGUCUGGUGGGAGAGCUGGGUCGAAUGGUGGGUCUUCCACGGAUCCGGAACCCGCGGAGGGGCUUCCCCCACCGGCCGAGGUGCUGUCCCUGCUGCCAUUCCCCCCAACUGGGGAGCUGCUGGAUGCCCGGCCGGCGAGCCCCUCCCCACAGGAUGGUCCCCGGCGGCGGCGUCCUAUUGAGGGCGAUGAGUCGCCCACGUGUGCGAUCAAGCGCCCGAAGACCGAGGCUCCUGGGUCCCUCUCGUCGACGUCCCUCCCGCGGGCCGAGUCGGCCGGGCUGGACUUGCUCUUCUCGGUGGCGGACUCGGUCUCCCAGGGGGACUUGCUGCUGGACUCGGCGGCGGGCCCGCGUCUGGAGAAGACGCCGCCCCUGGGCGAGGCAGGCUCCUCGUCAGGGCCACCGACGCCGUCGCUGCCUGUGGCAGGCUCCGUCGAUGGCCCCGGGGUUGUCAUCGCCGCCGCCGCCGCCACCGCCGCCGCCGCCGCCACUGCUGCUGCUCCUAUGUCGGACAAUGUGGCGGCGAUGUUGGUUGAUGAGUCGCUUCCGUCAACGCCGCUGGUUCGGCGGGUGGCAGUGACCCCCAUCGGGGAGGCUGACGAGGGCGGCGCCAAGGAGGCGGGCCACGGCUUGGCGGCUGCGGGUGGUCCUCCUCCGCUGAAGGGUGAUUGUGCGAUGCGGGCAGCGGCAGCACCCCUGCCGGACACCGACGCCACGGUCAGCUCGACGGACUGACGCGUCGUCCCCCCGCUCCCUGGGGCCUGCCUCGGCCCUCGCACUCCGAGAGGCAUAUGCAUGGGGGGAGCCUCAUGUGUGUUUUAUGUGUGCGCGCAUGGGGUAGUACGAGCCCUCCGUGCUCCCUCGGUCCCUCGUGCAACAGCUCUGGGGCUGGACGUGUUUGCCCUUGCGCAUGCGUGAACCUGGCGCGCUUCGCACCCAGGCACACGCGCACACACGCACCUAUAUAAAUAUGUUUAUAUUUAUGAAUACACACCCACUCUCUC